CUUGAAGCUUUCGUCUUCCCCUUUUUCCCUCUCUCGCUUUAAGCUCCAGCACUACCACCAGCCGUCGUCGUCCUCGCCGCUCUGAUGUUGAACAUAUGCGUCGAGCUCUGAUAUGCAUCAGACGCUGGGCGCAGUACGCCUCGCAUACCGUUCUCGUAUCGCUUACCUCGUGAAAUCAGGUAUGAUCGACAACGCAGUUCACGUGUUCGACGAAAUGCGUCACUCAAGCCACCGAGUUUUCUCCUGUGAUUACAACCGUUUCAUCGGUGUUUUGGUCAAAGACUCGAGAUUUGAGCUUGCUGAGGCAUUGUAUAAGGACAUGACUCCAAUGGGUUUCUCUCUUAUACCUUUCACUUACUCGAGGUUUAUCUUGGGUUUAUGUAAAGUUAAAAACUUUGAUCUCAUUGAAGCUCUGAUAAGAGACAUGGAAGCUCUUGGAUACAUACUAGAUAAAUGGGCGUUUAAUAGUUAUUUAGAUUUGUUGUGUAGAGAGAGAAAAGUAGGUUUUGCUGUUCAGACAUUUAUUUGUAUGGUUCGGAGAGGGAGAAAGCCAGAUGUUGUAUCUUAUACUAUACUUAUUAAUGGGUUGUUUAGAGAUGGUAAGGUUACUGAAGCGGUUGAGUUUUGGAAUGUAAUGAUUCGUAGUGGAGUUGAGCCUGAUAAUAAAGCUUGUGAAGCACUUGUUGUUGGGUUGUGUCACGCUCGCAAAGUUGAUUUGGCUUAUGAGUUGGUGGCUGAUGAGAUCAAGAGUGCAAGAGUUAAGCUUAGUGUAGUGGUGUAUAAUGCGUUGAUUAGCGGGUUUUGUAGAGCGGGUAGGAUAGAAAAGGCGGAGGCUUUGAAGUCGUUUAUGAGUAAGAGUGGGUGUGAGCCGGAUCUUGUUACGUACAAUGUGUUGUUGAAUUUUUAUUAUGAUAACAAUAUGGUGAAGAAAGCGGAAGGGGUGAUGGGGGAGAUGGUUAGGAGUGGGAUACAGCCUGAUGUUUAUAGUUAUAACCAGUUGCUUAAGCGGCAUUGCAGGGUUGGUGAUAUAGAUAAGUGUUAUUCCUUCAUGGUUAAAGAGAUGGAACCUAGAGGUUUAUGUGAUGUUGUGUCCUACAGUACUCUAAUUGAAACAUUCUGCAGGGCGUCAAAGACUAGGAAGGCUUACAAGCUCUUUGAGGAGAUGAGACAGAAAGGGAUAGUGACGAAUGUGGUGACCUACACGAGUCUUAUCAAGGCUUUUCUUAGGGAAGGUAACUCUAGUGUUGCAAAGAAGCUUCUUGAUCAGAUGACGGAGUUAGGUCUUUCACCAGAUAGGAUAUUUUACACAACGAUUCUGGACCAUUUGUGUAAAUCUGGAAAUCUUGACAAAGCUUAUGGUGUUUUCAGUGACAUGAUUGAGCAUGGAAUUACACCGGAUGCGGUUUCAUACAAUGCUUUGAUAAGUGGUCUCUGCAGGUCUUGUAGAGUAACUGAAGCAAUGAAAUUGUUUCAGGACAUGCAGAGUAAAGAAUGUUGUCCUGAUGAGUUAACUUUCAAGUUCAUUAUUGGAGGACUCGUACGGGAAAAUAAACUAUCAGCAGCGUAUAAGAUUUGGGAUCAGAUGAUGGAGAAAGGUUUCACCCUUGAUAGAGAUGUGUCUGAUACACUCAUUAAGGCUAGCUGUUCAGUGAAUGCUGAUGCAUAGGCAUAAUAAGGUUAUACACCUUUCAAACUAUCAACCUUGUCAUCUCCUUUGCAAAAAUGCCAUUCUUAGUCAAAGUAUGGUGGCAUGGAGAAACUGUUACACAGCCAUUAAAGCCUCUAUUGAUGCGAUGGUGCUUGGAGAGAAACAAGAAACUUAGUCAGGCUUGAGCUAAUUUCAUUCCUUGUCGACAUUAGUGAAUAUGUGGUUGAGUUAGCUAAUUUCAUUCUUAAAAAUAUUUCAUUCCUCAGAAAAUAUUACACUGACUGAUCAUAUUGGACUGAGAAUAGUAGUUACCUUUUUUAUUUAUCGUCACAUCAAGCUUUGGGAUCUUGAUAUGUUAGAGCUUUAGACAAUCGAUCUGUUCGACCUCCAGAAGCUGCAUCCCAAUGGCUGAAAAUUCAAAAGAACGAAGCCUGUUAUAAGCGCAGAAGGUGAAGAAGAGGAAUACAUAAACAUUCUAAAAACAGAAUGGCGAUUAAUCUUUACCAUAAUGGGGAACCUUUUCCCUCGCAGGAUCAACUUCCC
This is a messenger RNA of Eruca vesicaria subsp. sativa (arugula), 2191 nucleotides long. NCBI's taxonomy places the organism in Eukaryota, Viridiplantae, Streptophyta, Magnoliopsida, Brassicales, Brassicaceae. The record is from the annotation of a GenBank genome assembly.